AUGAGUGCUCAAAGACUGCAGCAGCUCAAAGGACAUAUCCUCCCUGAAGACAAGGUGACACCAAUGGCUGGUCCAGUGAGCCCCCUCUCAACGCAUGUGCUCAACGUUGCCCUAGGGAUUCCUGGUUCAAAUAUGUCUCUAAGUCUUUAUCAUCAAGACGCUUCAUCUGAUAUUUGGAGCUUAGUUACAACUGGAAUCACUAAUGCAGACGGGCGAUGCCCAGGACUGAUUACAAGAGAAUUGUUCACAUCUGGUGUGUACAAGUUAAGAUUUGAGACUCAGCAGUACUGGGAAAGUGUUGGAGAAACAUCAUUUUACCCUUAUGUUGAGAUUGUCUUCACCAUUCAAGACCCUGGACAGAAGUAUCACAUCCCACUGUUAAUGAGUCGCUUCUCAUACAGCACAUACAGAGGAAGCUAG
This is a messenger RNA of Knipowitschia caucasica, 420 nucleotides long. The record is from the annotation of a GenBank genome assembly. NCBI's taxonomy places the organism in Eukaryota, Metazoa, Chordata, Actinopteri, Gobiiformes, Gobiidae.